Molecule: messenger RNA, 9458 nt
Organism: Prorocentrum cordatum
Lineage: Eukaryota; Dinophyceae; Prorocentrales; Prorocentraceae
Source: the annotation of a GenBank genome assembly
AUGGUCGCCUGCGUCGGCAAGGAGUAUGUGCCCUUCCCCGAGCCUCUCAAGCUGGAGGGCAAGGUGGAGGUUUACCUCGACCGGUGCAUCGACGCGUUCCGCAGCGCCCUCAAGUUCUUUGCCAAGGAUCUGAUCGCCAAGUACUUCGGCGACGGUUGCGACGCUGACGGGGAGAAGCGUGGCAAGUUCAUCGCCGACAGCCAGGCGGCUCAGUGCGCACUGUUGGUGCAGUUGAUCACCUGGGUGAAGCUUGUGGAGGACGGGUUCCAGGCCGUGGCCGAGGGUGACGCCAACGGUGUCAAGGACGCGUGGGACAAACAGGCGGCGCUAUUGCUCAAGCUAGUCGAACUCACGAUGACGAAUCUAGACAAGCCGACGCGCCAGAAGGUAAUGUGUGCGAUCACUCUUGACGCGCACAACCGAGACGUCCAGGCGAAGCUCUACAAGGAGCAGGUCGUCAGCAAGGACGCAUUUCAGUGGCAGAGCAUGCUGAAGUGCUACUGGAGAGAGGAGCUCGACGAUGCAAACAUGGAGAUCUGCGACGCCAAGCUGCCCUACGGGUACGAAUACCUUGGCAAUGGACCUCGCCUGGUUGUGACCCCGUUGACCGACCGUAUCUACGUCACUGCCACCCAGGCCCUCCACCUCUGCAUGGGCUGCGCUCCCGCAGGCCCCGCUGGCACCGGUAAAACAGAGAGCACGAAGGACUUGGCAAACGGUGUGGCCAAGGCUUGCUACGUCAUCAAUGCAGCACCCGAGAUGGACUAUGUCUCGAUCGGCAACAUCUUCAAAGGGCUCAGCGCCAGUGGAUCCUGGGGGUGCUUCGACGAGUUUAAUCGCCUCGUGCCCGAGGUCCUCUCCGUGUGCACUGUCCAGUUCAAGUCUGUGUGCGAUGCGAUAAAAUCGAAGUCGAAGCGUUUUGUGUUGCAGGGGGACGAGAUCAACCUCGACCCGGCUGUGGGCUGCUUCAUCACCAUGAACCCGGGCUACCUAGGCCGCUCCGAGCUUCCAGAGGGCCUGAAGGCGCUCUUCCGGCCCAUCACAGUCAUGGUUCCAGACUUUCAGCUUAUCAUCGAGAACAUGUUCAUGGGAGAGGGCUUCACCGAAGCGCCGGCGCUCGGUCUCAAGUUCGCAACCCUGUAUUCGUUGAACAAGGACCUCUUGUCGCAGUCGAAAAAAUACGAUUGGGGCAUGCGCGCCAUCAAGAGCGUGCUGGUCGUGGCGGGCUCCUUCAAGCGAGCAGACCCCUCGCUCUCGGAGCAGGCAGUGCUGAUGCGGUCUUUGCGGGAUACCAAUGUUGCCAAGAUUGAAGGAGACGAUCUGAAAGUGUUUAUGGGUUUGUUGCUCGAUCUAUUUCCUGGAAUCGACGUUCCGCGUGCACGUGAUUCCGAUAUGGAAAAAACGUUGAUCGAAGUGAUGGAGGGUCCCGACUUCGGGUACACGCACGACCCUGAGGAGUAUUUGCUACUGAAGAUUACACAGCUGAUCGAACUUUUGGGAAUUCGCCAUUGUGUAUUCCUGAUGGGCAAUCCAGGCAGCUUCAAGUCGGCGAUGUGGAGGAUCCUCAAGCAGGCGAAGACAAAGCGCGGUGAGAAGACGACCACCGUAGAUUUCAGUCCAAAGGCCAUCAGCACCAACGAGCUGUACGGCUUCGUCAAUAUGGCUACUCGUGAAUGGAAGGACGGUAUCAUCUCGAAGGUGAUGCGCGAGCUGGGACAGAUACCAGACACGCACCCGAAGUGGAUUUUGCUCGACGGAGACCUAGACGCCAAUUGGAUCGAGUCGAUGAACAGCGUCAUGGACGACAACAGGCUGCUCACGCUGCCUUCCAACGAGCGUAUCCCGCUGAAGCAGCACAUGAAGAUGAUAUUCGAGAUCCGCGACCUCAACUACGCGACACCUGCAACUGCCACGCGGGCCGGCAUCGUGUGCAUGAGCGACGUCGAGGGUGUACAGUGGCGGUCUUACGUUACGAGCUGGAUCAAAAAGCAGGAGUACCCCGACCAGAUCAAGGAGGCGAUCCAGAAGCUGUUCGACAAGUACGGGAAGGACACGCUGCUGUGGAUUUUGAAAAACACCAAGAUACAGGUUCCCAUGGUCGACAUCAAUAUGAUUUCUGCCUGCUGCAGCUUCCUGCAAAAUCUUAUCACGCCCGACAAGUUCGAGGUGCUCGAGUAUUGGUUUAUUUUCUGCUUCACCUCCGCCGUUGGGUUUUGCUUGUCUGAAGUGGACGGCGUAGAUUAUAGGAAGGCCUUCAGCAAUUGGUGGAAAGGCGAAAUGAAGACAAUCAAGUACCCGUCCAAGGGCACCAUUUUCGAAUAUUUCGUGAAGGAUUCGAAGCUCGAAGAAUGGAUUACUGCCGUGGAAGAGAUCGAGUACAGCAGCGAGACGCCCAUGGGCGAGGUCACAGUACCUACCAGCGAGACGGUGGCCAUGACCUAUUUGAUGAAGGCGCUUAUCAACACGCAUCACCCAAUCAUGCUCAUCGGUCUCGCUGGCUGCGGAAAGACCCAGUCCUGCCUUGGACUUCUAAGGACCCUGCCGCCGACAGAGUUUACCUUCUACGCCAUGAACAUGAGCUACUACACGGACUCCACGUUGCUGCAGACACUGAUGGAAAAUCCGCUGGAAAAGAAGGCUGGAAAGCUCUACGCCCCUCCUGGUAAGCUCAACAUGGUUUAUUUUGUCGACGAUCUCAACAUGCCUGCUCUGGACAAAUACAACACGCAGAGCGCAAUCGAGCUGAUGAAGGAGAAGCAGGACUAUGCUCACUGGUGGGACCGAGCCAAGAUCCAGGUAAAGGACAUCGGCAAUACGCAGUACAUGUGCUGCAUGAACCCGACCGCCGGCUCGUUUAUCGUCAACCCCCGACUCCAGCGGCACUUCUGGACCUGCGCGGUGUCCUUCCCGGAGCAGGCCGCCCUCCGAACCAUCUACUCGACUUUCAUGAAGGGCCACUUCGAGCGUCUCCCUUUCAAGUCGUCGGUCUCCGAUUGCCUAUCGAACAUCAUCGUGGCGGCGCUGCAGUUGCACGCCAACGUGGUGGCUUCCUUCCGGAAGACGGCCGCCAACUUCCACUACGAGUUCAACAUCCGGCACAUGAGCGGUGUCUUCAACGGCCUCCUCGCGGCCAAGCCGUCAGAGUUCGACAAGGACGAGAAGCUGACCAAGCUGUGGCUGCACGAGAGUGAGCGUGUCUACGGCGACCGGCUGGUGUCCGUGUCGGACCUCAAGAAGUACCGCGCGCUCGCCGCAGACCUCUCCAAGCGCAUGUUCGGAAAGUUCAAUUUCGCGAAGUACUUCCAGGAUAAGAACCCCGAUCCUUUGGUCUUCGCGCCCUUCUCCAAGGGCAUCAGCGAGAUGGACGGGGGUGGCACCUACGAUCAGAUAAACGGCUUCGACAAGCUGAGCGAGCUGCUCAUGACCGCCCUCGGCGAGUACAACGAGAACAACGCGGCCAUGGACCUCGUGCUGUUCGGCGACGCGCUGUGCCACGUGAGCAAGAUUUGCCGGAUCAUCAUGAGCACGCCUGGGCACCCGCUGCUCGUCGGGGUCGGAGGCAGUGGCCGCCAGAGCCUCUCGCGGCUCUCUGCUUACACGUGCCAGUACAUAACGAUGAUGAUCGUCAUCAGCGGCAACUACGGCAUCAACGACCUGAAGACUGACCUCCAGGCAAUGUACAACAAGGCUGGCGUGAAGGACGAGGGUGUGAUGUUUUUGUUCACCGACGGGCAGAUCACCAAUGAGAAGUUCCUUGUCUUCAUCAACGACCUGCUAGCCUCAGGCGACAUUGCCGACCUGUACGCAAGCGACGAGAAGGAUGCUAUCCGCAACUCGGUGCGCAGCGGCUGCAAGGCUGCUGGCAUCACGGACACGCCAGAAAACCUCUGGAUGUUCUUCAUCGGGAGAAUCCGCAAGAACCUCCACAUGUCGCUCUGCUUCAGCCCCGUGGGGGACGACAUGCGCAACAGAGCGCGAAAGUUCCCCGCGCUGGUGAACUGCACCGUCAUCGACUGGUUCCAGCCGUGGCCGAUGGACGCGCUGUUUAACGUGGGCCAGAAGAUCCUGGCCCCGAUCGAGCAGCUUGGACCGGACGACAGCCCAGUGAGGGCGGGGAUUGUAGAGUUCUUGCCGUUCAGCUUCGAGUGCUCCGACAAGGAGGCGGCGGUCUUCAUGGAGAACGAGAGGCGGUUCGCCUACACGACGCCGAAGAGCUUCCUUGAGCUCAUCAAGCUGUACACCACCAUGGUGGGACGGAAGGUGGACGCCCUGGAGGAUCAGAAGGACCGCCUGACCAACGGCCUGGAGAAGCUGCGGAAGACGCAGUCAGACGUAGCGGGUCUGGAGGAGGAGCUGAAGGUGAAGGCUGUCGUGGUGGCGGAGAAGGCCCAGGCAGCCGACAUAUUCGCCGAGGAGGUGGGCAGAGAGAAGGCUAACGUGCAGGCCGAGUCCGAGAAGGCCGGCGUGGAGGAGAGAGACUGCGCCAAGAUCGCCAAGGACGUGUCCCAGCAGCAGGCCUCUUGCGAGGAGGACCUGGCCAAGGCAGUUCCGCUCGUCAAGGAGGCCGAGGCAGCCCUCGACAUCCUCGACAAGAAGGAGUUCCAGGUCCUGAAGACCUUCACGGCGCCCCCCGGAGGCGUCGGGGAGGUGUGCGAAGCUGCGAUGCAUUUGCAGGCUGGCAUCGACCCGAACAUCGACGUCGACAAGAAGGGCGUCGUGAAGGAUGCAUCCUGGAAGGCGGCGGUGAAGAUGAUGGGCAACCCAGAGAAGUUCCUUCAGAACCUGAAGGAGUAUAAAUUCCAGAUCGACGAGGGCAAGGUUCCUCAGGCCAACAUCGAGAAGGCGAGGAAGAUCCAGAUUGCCCUCGGCGACCAGUUUACCUAUGAUGCGAUGAUGAAGAAGUCGAGUGCAGCGGCAGGCCUGUGCGCAUUCAUUAUUAACAUCAUCAUGUACUACGACGUGGUGAUCCAAGUGGAACCAAAACGCCAGGCUCUGCGCGAGGCUACCGAGACGCUGAACACAGCCAACACGAGGCUCGCCGAGGUCAAGGCCCUCGUGGCCGAGCUGGAGGCAAAGUUAGCCAAGCUGAUGGCCGAGUUCGACAAGGCCAUGUCCGAGAAGAACGCGGUGAUGGCCGAGGCCCAGAAGUGCCAGACCAAGCUCGACAUGGCGCAGCGCCUUGUGGGCGCCCUCAGCGCCAACGGGGUCAUCUGGGAGCAGACUGUCGACCGCACGGCUGAGGAGCUCGUGUUCAUUCCUGGCGACACGUUGGUUGCAUGCUCCUUCGCAUCCUACGUCGGCGUGUUUACGCGCUUCUACCGAGAGUCUUGCAUCCAAAAGUACGUUGACUUCCUGCGCUCGAAGAGUGUGCCCCUGGGCCCGAAGCCGGACCCUCUCAGCAUCCUGGCGACGGACGCGCAAAUGGCUGGCUGGGGCUCGCAGGGCCUCCCUUCCGACCGCGUGUCCUGCGAGAACGGUGCCAUCGUCACGAACUCGCAGCGGUGGUGCCUCAUGAUCGAUCCGCAGCUGCAAGGCAUCGUGUGGAUCAAGAAGAAGGAGGAGGACAACCAGUUGCAGAUCACCCGCAUGGGCCACUCGAAGAUGCUCAACACAUUCGAGGUUGCCCUCGACCAGGGCAAGUCCGUUCUCAUCGAAAACAUGGGGCAGACGAUCGAUGCAGUACUGAUGCCCAUUGUGUCCCGGAACACCAUCAAGCGUGGAAACAAGAAGGUCGUGAAGCUUGGCGACAAGGAGAUCAUUUUGAAGGACCAGUUCAAACUCUUCAUGCAGACGAAGCUGUCGAAUCCGCACUACCCGCCAGAGGUCCAGGCGGAGACCACGGUCAUCAACUUCACCGUCACCGAUGAUGGCUUGGAGGACCAGCUCUUGUUCUUGGUCGUCAAGCUGGAGCGGCCUGAUCUGGCCAAGAAGAAGACCGCGCUGAUCCAGCAGCAGAACGAAUUCAAGGUCGCGCUUGCCACCCUCGAGGCGCUGCUGCUCGACAAGCUCGCCAAAGCCGAGGGUGACAUAUUGGACGACACGGAACUCAUCCUCAGUUUGGAGGAGGCAAAGAAUACUUCGGACGAGGUCAAGGAGAAGGUCGUCAUCGCGGUGGAGACCGAGGCCAAGAUCAACGAGACCUCCGAGUUCUACCGUCCAACUGGCAUCCGGGGCUCCCUUCUGUUCUUCUUGCUUUGCGACCUGUGCAAGAUGCAUACAUUCUACAAGUACUCACUUGAUUCCUUCGUGAUGGUGGUAACGCGCGCGGUGAACAGUAUUACCUUGCGUAAGCCGAAAGUGACAGAGCCUCCAAAAGAGGAGAAGGAGAAAGGCGAGAACGACGAGGAAGAGGGAGCUGAUGAGGAGGAGGUGGAGGAGGAUGAAGAGGAAGAACAAGAGAAAGGCGAAGACGAAGAGGACGAAGAGGAGGAGAUCAUCGACCUUUCGGGGAAGGAGCUGAAGGAUCGGGUGCAACUGCUGGAGCGCACCAUCACCUACGCUGUCUUCGCCUUCACACGACGAGGCCUUCUUGACGUGGACAAGCUCAUCGUCUCCACGAUGAUGGCGAUGAGGAUCCUGGUGAGGGGGAAGAAGAUCACCCCAGAAGAGUCGGCCAUGCUCAUCCGCGCGCCGCCCGAUCCCAACGCGGGGGUCCUGCCGGACAACGCGAAGACCUGGCUGACGGAGACGCAGUGGGCGCAGCUGAAGUCGCUCGAGGGCAUGGAGGCCUUCAAGAAGGGGGGCAAGCUCACGGAGUCGCUGGAGCAGGACUCCCUGGGCUGGAAGCGCUGGUUCGGCGAGGAGCGCCCCGAGACCGCCGACCUCCCCCGCAGCGCCCGCGACCUCUCGCACUUCCACCGGCUCUUCCUCCUGCGGGUGCUGCGCCAGGACAGGAUCGCGGAGGCACUGAAGCAGUUCAUCAUCGACAAUCUGGGGCAGGACUACAUCGAGCAGGCCCCGUUCGACAUGGAGUCCGCGCUGGAGGAGUCCACUUGCAUCACGCCGUUCUUCUUCGUGCUGUUCCCUGGCGUCGACCCCACGCCCACCAUCGAACAGGUCGGCAAGAAGCUGGGCAAGACAGAGGCCAACGGCAUGCUCGUCAACAUCUCCAUGGGGCAGGGACAGGAGCAGAUCGCCUUGAACGCCUUGACCAAGGCCGCCAAAGAGGGCGGCUGGAUCAUGCUGCAGAACAUCCACCUCAUGCAGGCGUGGCUGAAGCAGCUGGAGCGCGCGCUGGAGGUAAUCGAAGAGUUCUCGCAUGAGUCGUUCCGCUGCUUCCUGACUUCGGAGCCGCCGUCAGCAUUGCAGGGCCGUCUAUGGGAGUUGAUCCCCGAACCGAUCCUGCAGCGAUGCAUCAAGGUUGCCGACGAGGCGCCGUCAGACCUGAAGUCUAACCUGCGCAGGGCCUACUCGAAGUUCAGCCAGGAGAACAUCGACGCGUGCCUGAAGCCCAAGGAGUUCAAGGCCACGCUGUUCGCCCUGUGCUUCUUCCACUCGCUUAUCUCUGGCCGCAUCAAGUUCGGGGCACAAGGCUGGUCCAAGAAGUAUCCGUUCAACGACGGUGACCUCACGAUCUGUGGCCAGGUGCUCAAGAAUUACCUGAACAAUUCCGAGCAUCUCGACACGGACGUGCCGUGGCCAGAUCUGCGCUACAUCUUCGGCGAGAUCAUGUACGGAGGCCACAUUACUGACCCCUGGGACCGCCGUGUCAACAAUACAUACCUGCAUGUCCUGGUCACUCCAGAGUUGCUGGCGGGCGUCAACCUGUGUCCGAAUUUUAAGUCUCCGGAUGCAGCGAAGCUGGAGUACCAGCAGUACGCCAAGUACAUCGAGGAGCGGUUCCCGCCAGAGGUACCCAUGAUGUAUUGGCUGCAUCCGAAUGCAGAGAUCGGCUUCCUGACCAACCAGGGCAUCGGCAUCUUCGAAACCAUAGCGGGGAUUACAGGAGGCGGCGGAGGCGGGGCUGGCACAGACAUUACCGAAGCGGGGCCAAUCAUCACUAGCUACAUGACCCAGUUGCCUGGCAACCUGGAUAUGAUCGAUAUCCGAAGCAGGCUUAAGCCCGAGGACUUCACGCCCUUUGUCAUCGUGUCUCUCCAGGAGGCAGACCGCAUGAACGUGCUGCUGAGCCACAUGCGUUUCUCGAUGAUCGAUCUUGAGAAGGGUAUCGGCGGGCUGCAAAACAUCACAGAGCAUAUGGAGGCCCUGGCUGCUGACCUGCAAGCGAACAAGGUGAACGCGCUCUGGGCGGAGAGGGCAUAUCCUUCGCUGAAGUCGCUGUCCGCGUGGUUCGUCGAUUUGCUCGACCGUAACGUCCAGAUAGUGGAGUGGACCUCCAAGCUCACCUUGCUCAAGUCGAUCUGGCUGAGCGGCCUCUUUAACUCCAUGUCGUUCCUCACCUCGAACAUGCAGGUGGCCGCGCGCGCCAACAGCUUGCCCCUGGACUACAUGCGGAACCGCUGCCGCUUCUACAACACGCGCGACCUAGCCGACAUUGCGGGCGUCCCUGCGCAGGGCGUGCACGUCCACGGCCUGUUCAUGGAGGGGGCUGGCUGGGAGGACGGCAAGGGGGAAGACGAGGGGUACAUCACGGAGAGCAAGAUGAAGGAGCUGCACCCGUUGAUGCCAAUCUGCAACGUCUUUGCGGUGCACAUCGACGAGAUGAGCUGGGACGCGAUGUACCACUGCCCGGUGUUCUCCACCUCGCUGCGCGGGGCCACCUUCAUCUUUCAGGCGAACGUCCGCAUGGACCCAGACGACUCUGAGACCCGCUGGAUCCUGGCGGGCGCGGCGCUGCUCACCCAGGACGACUGAGCAGGCCCUUGGAUGUCAGGGGUCCUGGGCUCGAGCAGCCUCGCCCUCAGGUCCCGCCGGCACCGUAGGGCGCGGCGCUUCUUCGGGACGGCUUGCGCCUCCGCACUCACGGUGCAGCAUGCUCGAGCAGAAGAAUAGAAGGGGGAAAGGAAGGGCAGGGUCAAGCCCUUUUUCAAGCAUUUUUUGCUCUGGCCAGGGCGUCUCGUCUGGCCCGAGUUGUACCAUGCUGAGGCUGCCGUGGAUGGCAGAGGAGGGCAGGAGCUGCAGGUUCUUAGGGAGAGCUCUGCGACUUGAGCGCAAUUUUCGCAUCCUGGUCCAUCGUCGGCGUCACAUCUCCACCUCCGUCCUGGUCUUGGCUCUGCAAUUGGAGCCCUCAGGCAGUGCCUUUUUUGCCUGCCGCAGCGGCCGCCGUCGCAACCAGUGGACAUGCGCGGAGUCAGCCAUCCCGGACGUCUUCGUCGCGCAAGUUUUGCGCGAUAGGGGCGUGACUCGUGGCGGAUUCUCUGGCGCGCUACGGCAUUCGGGGGCCUCUCUUUGAUAUGCCAAAGAGGCAGACAAGGAGCUCACCGUCGAAGCAGUGGGGAUUGCAUGCGUGGCGCUUCGCUGCAAAAGAGAAGCGGGAGCUUCGACUGGCGGGCGGCGAC